AUGGCUCCCCAACCGCCCACCACGAAGAGCGGGGCCCUCUCGCUGUAUGCAAACCUUCUCGACCCAGCUUCCGAGAGCUCUGCAGCUUCCGGGACGAUAUCAAAAGCUCCGGUCCUGUUCACCCAAAGUUCCGAGGCAGGCGCAGACAGAGAAGAUGUUCCUGCUACAGAUAAACAACAAAUAAGUGCCGCAUCUUUACGAUUCCAGCCUAUAAAGAGACCACAGUUGCCGAGUCAGAAACCAAAACCCAAGCCUACAUUUCCCAAGGCUGCCUCAACUCCCGCUGCACCGGCAACUGCUACCGGCGCAAUCACUUCGUCUGCGCGCCCUCAAGUGAAAACAAGUCUAGCCGACUGGGCCUCUACAGUUGACGACGAUGACGAUGUAAACGGCUUCUAUGGAGGAGAAAAACGACAACGCGGAGGUCGCAAGAAGCGGAAGAAGAAUCGAGAUGCCCCGGAAAUGAUCACGAACUGGGAUGACAUCUACGAUCCUUCCAGACCCAAUAAUUACGAGGAAUACAAAAGAAGCGAUGAAAAAAUACGCGAAGUGAGAGAUUGGAAGGAUCGUUUGUAUGCACAUCGUAUGGCGAGACGACAUAGUAGUGAUCCCGAUAGCGACGAUGAAUCUCCGAGGCCCAGAAAUCGUCAAUUUGCUCCCCCACCGCUUAAUUUCGCGCCCCCUGCUGGCCUGAAUGACACGUCGAAGAUCUCAGCCAACGAUAGUGGAGAAGAUGUCUAUUCUCAGCGUCUUCAAUUGAGUCAGGACCCUGGCCAAGAAAUAGAGAUGGAAGACGCAGAAUAUCAGCCACCACCUCCGCCAGAUUUGAUACCUGUAGAUGCUACAGGAGACGAUGCUUAUGCUCGGCGGCUCCAAUUGAGCCAGCAGCAACAACCUCCUCCGCCACCUCCCCCCGCUCCACCUGUACAGCUACCACCACAAAUUCCUAGCAAACCGCCAGCCUCAUUCUUUCAACCUUCUUCCGCAACAAUAUCGCGUGCGCCAGUGCGGUACACACUGCCUCCUGCACCGGAAGAUAUACCCGCCACGGAAGAAGAGCUAGAGGCUGUCUUCGCAACAGAAGAGCCUGUUCAAGAUGAGGAAGGAGAUGCGGCUCGAUCUCUGCGCCCAGGUCAGAAAGGCUUUGCAGAACGUCUCAUGGCAAAAUAUGGAUGGACAAAGGGAGCUGGGCUCGGUGCCACCGGUUCUGGUAUUGUCAAGCCUUUACAAGUAAAGGUGGAGAAGCAGAAGAAAAAGCCAGAUUCGGAAGGUGGAGGGUUUACUACCCCUGCAGGCCGUGGGAAAAUUAUUUCUAGCAAGAGGAAAGAUGAAAAUCAAGGAAAAUUUGGUCCAAUGAGCGAAGUCAUUGUGCUCUAUGGUAUGCUCGAUGGCAUGGAUCUAGAUAACGAACUUGAUAACAGUCAAGGCGGGGGUCUCAUGCAAGAAAUAGGAGAAGAAUGCAACGAGAAGUAUGGUCGUGUCGAGCGUGUGUUUAUUCAUCGAGAAAGCAGUGGUCCUAUUCCAGUCUUUGUGAAAUUCACCGUCCAGCUAUCAGCCUUGCGUGCCGUCAACGCGCUAGAAGGACGAAUUUUCAAUGGAAAUAAAAUAACCGCCAGAUUCUACGACACCGAGAAGUUUGAGAAGGGUGUAUAUCAAUGA
This is a messenger RNA of Talaromyces atroroseus, 1659 nucleotides long. RefSeq lists its product as hypothetical. Gene Ontology annotation, molecular function: nucleic acid binding. Gene Ontology annotation, biological process: mRNA cis splicing, via spliceosome. Lineage: Eukaryota; Fungi; Ascomycota; Eurotiomycetes; Eurotiales; Trichocomaceae. The record is from RefSeq and is a predicted model, not a curated record. Gene Ontology annotation, cellular component: precatalytic spliceosome. The coding region runs from base 1 to 1659 and encodes 552 amino acids. The transcript is spliced from 5 exons.